AGGCGAAGUAGAAAUGGUGGCGACCGCGCAUACUUUCAAACUAGGCAUGCUCCUUCUAUAAAAGUACCUGAAUUUCGGAAGAACCCUGUGGUACUUGCCUUGUCUAUAACAAACCACGACCUGACAGACUUGGUUACAUUGUUCUUUCGGAAGCGAAAAAAUGGUGGCUGUAUAACAUUUGAAUCUUAAAUGGGCAAUUUAUCAUGCUAGUCAAGGUUACCAUGGUUCCGUCUUUAACGUUUCUUCUCUACACUUAUGGGCAACGUAAACUCGGAUCAAAAGAGUAAAGACGAAACCUGUUCAAAGGGUCGACGUAUACCGUUCACAACUCGUCAGAUACCGAAAUAUCUGAAGCCCACAAAGACGAAAGAGCGAAAGCGUGCGCCAAGCACAAGCAGUAAAAGCAAGAGCAGUAGCAAGGAAAAAGCUGUUCAGUUUGCUGACUUGACCAAUGAGAAAUACAAUGACGAUGAAUCCCGGUUACCGAACUUGCUGAUGACUGGUGUGUCAGAGGACAACAGCUACGAUGCUGCACAUUCUGCUAAUUUCAAGUGGAUCAAAGGUCGUCGCUUCACCGACACACAAGGUAGUAGCUACCUCUUUCCCGUGGACAAGCCAGAGCAGGACCGUCAACGAAUGCAAGCUUAUGUCCUAAAGUGGGCUUUUGGCAGGAGCUUCCUUUCCCCCAUUUCAAGCCUGCUGAAAAAAGGCUGUAAAGUCUUGGACAUAGGUUGUGGAGUUGGAGCCUGGGCCAUUGACAUAGCCUUAGAUUAUCAUAAGACCAACGUGGUUGGCAUAGACGUUGCGGAUAUCUUCUUAUUACAUCAAGGUACUCGGUUGGCUCCUCGACCUUACUCUGCUUCGUCUACAUCUCUUCCGUCUGAUAAUCUAUCGUCCAAUGCGAAAAGCCUAUCAUCGGCGUCUCAAACCACGAGCGAUAACUCUGAAGUUAGCAAUAUCCGGUUUGAAGAAUGCAACGUCUUAAAUGGAAUAUUAUACCCCGACGAUCAUUUCCAUUACAUCCAUCAAGCCCACAUGGCAUUUGCUUAUACGAGGAGCCAGUGGAAGCAAGUGCUUAAAGAAGCCGUCCGAGUAUUAGCUCCUGGUGGAUAUAUUGAGCUGGUAGAAAUAGAAUUUCCCGGCCGGCGUUAUGGGCCUAAAGCAAUCCAUGUAUCUCAGAAGGCACUUGAAGUCGUCAGUGACCGAGGCUUUGAUGCAGGGGUUGCGGCCGACCUGCAAGAAUUAUUAAGAUGUUCGGGGAUGACGGACAUAUCUGGAUCCUAUGUGUCAAUGCCUGUGGGCGACUGGAGCCAAGAAGAAAACUAUAUUGGUAACCUUUGGCGCGAAAAUUCUCAGAUUUUUAUCAACUCGGCGAAGCCGUGGCUAGCACCAGCACUUGGGUGGACAAGCCAAGAAUAUACUUCACUCUGGAAUGCCGCUCAUGAAGAAAUGAAUGAGACAAAAGCAUUCAUUAACGUUUUUGUUUCUUGGGGUCGAAAGCCUGAAGACGGCUCAGCAGAAAUCAACUGGAAUGAUUGCACUAUACCUGGCUGGUCGGAAGCGUAGUUAUUUUCCCAAUAUGCGCCUUCACCAAAAAUCAUUACGAUUCUAUACCAAACACAAUUAUUUUCAAAAAUCUCGCUUGCUACGACGCCUAACAUGCAUAUACAACAUAUGGUAUAUAGUAACUAUGACCAUUCAAUCCACAAAAUUACAUUUUAUGAAGAUUGAUACUUUUCAAUCCUGCAUAAAAAACUUCCCUCAUUACAUAUAUAAUAUAAUGUUCUGGAGAAGAAAAUAGAAAUUUUUCUCAAAAGUAAAAUAAUAACAACCAUACCAUACCGA
Molecule: messenger RNA, 1845 nt
Organism: Umbelopsis ramanniana AG
Lineage: Eukaryota; Fungi; Mucoromycota; Umbelopsidomycetes; Umbelopsidales; Umbelopsidaceae
Exons: 5
Coding region: 256-1566 (436 amino acids)
Molecular function (GO): methyltransferase activity
Source: RefSeq, a predicted model, not a curated record